Molecule: messenger RNA, 1201 nt
Organism: Ziziphus jujuba (common jujube)
Lineage: Eukaryota; Viridiplantae; Streptophyta; Magnoliopsida; Rosales; Rhamnaceae
Exons: 4
Coding region: 1-999 (332 amino acids)
Biological process (GO): spindle assembly; microtubule organizing center organization
Source: RefSeq, a predicted model, not a curated record
AUGGAAGUUAUCAAUGAAUUGGAAAAUCUAGCAGAGCACCAUCCAGAGGAGAACCAACCAGUGGAAUGGCAUCCUGAUCGCAUCAUAGCUCGUCUCCAACAACCAUAUUCACUAGAUUGCAUUCCAGUGGAGGCAGAGUAUCAGACAUGUAACUGCACCAAUCCAGAUAAUAGGGGUGGUGACUCUAGGCGUACAUGGACUCAACGAGAGGAAGAAGCUUUACUGAUUAUCUUAGAUGAAGCUGUAGCUAGUGGGCAACGUUGUGAUACAGGGUCAUUUAAGCCUGGCACACUUACUAUGAUUGAGAGGCGACUAUCUGAUCUGUGUCCUAAUUCGAGACUACGAGCCAAUCCACAUAUUGAGUCGAAGAUGAGAAAGUGGAAGAAGCAAUAUGGUAUAAUAUAUGACAUGUUGAACAAAAGUGGAUUUGGAUGGAAUGACUCUCUUAAAUGCGUGGAGGUUGACAGUGAAGAAGUUUGGCAAGCAUAUGUGCAGAGUGCCCCAAGUGCAAAAGGUUGGAGAGGAAAAUCUUUUCCUAUUUAUGAGAAGCUUGCUAAUAUUUUUGGGAAGGAUCGGGCAACCGGACAUGGAGCACAAACUCCAAUUGAUAUGAUCAAUGAAAUAAAUCUAGACACUGCAGAUGAACCAAUUGAUAAUGUCGAUUCUCCAAUGUCUGUGAAUCGAGGAGGUAGUGAACCAUCUACACAAGUCCAAGCAAGAGGUAAACGAAAAUCUAGAUCGAAGGACGAUGACAUUGUAGCCGGGUUAGGCAAUGCAGCAGAGAAAUUAUUUGAUAAAUUGGCUGCAAAGUUGGAAAAAUCCGAGGCUUAUUAUCCACAAUAUUUAGCUAUGGAGCUUGACAGGUUAGGAUUUGAGGCCAGUGAUAACCUCAAAAUCUCUAAGGCAAUGAGAUCGGAUCCAUCGAAUAUAGAAGUUUUUAAGGUUAUUAAAACGGAUGCGGGGAAGAUUGCAUAUGCUCGUGACUUUUUGGAUAACUAAUUUAGUAAAGUAGUGGACUACAUAUUUCUGUUUAUGUAUGGGAGGAUGAUAAUUAUGAACAAUUAGGUUUGAAACUUAUGAACUUGUUGUAUGGUGGUGGAUGUUUGUUUCUAAAUUUGCAUGUAAGGAUAAUUUUAUGAUUAUGUGUUAUGUUUUAGAAUAUUCAUAUGCGCGUGAUUGAGUUGAUUUAUUGAUUUUUUAA